GCCUUUGUCAAUAAAAGAAUCUCUAAGCAAGAAAACAUUUUAAUACAUCCUCUGGAAAACGCUAAUAUUUAUAAUCGAGUUGUAUGCAUUAAGAAGAGCAAAGUACUCAAUAGAAGACUUGAUCAAUGUAGUAACAAAAAUUAAAUACAUUUAAAAUGAAAAUUCUUUGUGAAACAAUGCUACAUGAUCGGCAUACUCAACGUAAUCGGUCACCUCGUUAUGUUAAAUCAACUCUUGCUGUGGGUUAUAACAAUUCUACAAAAGAUUCAGAUGGAAAUAGUACAAGACAUUUGGAAAUCAUGCACUUCACGCCACAAAAUAAAGUGGGAGAACGUUUUAAAGUUACCAAUAACAUUGAGAAAAUAUUCUCCAAGUUUUUGCGUGACGGCAAAGUUACCAUUGGCUUCAAAGAACCUCCUGUAAAUCUUAUGAUCAAUUGUGACCCCAUUCAGCUAAAAGGUUUCCUACAAACUAUCAAGCUGGGCUUGGAGGGUAAAGAUUCGAUAAAUUUAAGACUGAACAUAGCGGCCGCUACGGCCAUACCACAACGAUCACAGCCACAAGAGAAAAUGACAGUACUGCGUCGAGGGGAUUAUCCAAGAAAAGGAUUUCCACGCACAUUAAAAUCUUUGAAAAUUUCAAAUAUACAACUAAUCAAAGUAACUUUCGACAUUUGCUCGUUACGUAAUUUAACUGUGCUCGAUUUAAGUGAUAAUCAAAUAUCCAAAGUGCCCCGUGAGAUGGGUCGUCUACCGCUUGUGUCCUUCACAAUCAACAACAACCAAUUAGGCACAGCCAACGAUUGGGAGUGGUUGCGCGGCAAGCAAAUACGUAAAACAUUGCGAGAAUUAGAUUUAUCUGCAAAUGAAUUAAACUACUUUCCACGUGAACUCAUACACCUCGAGCAGAUGGUUGGACUGAAGCUGAGUAAUAACAAAAUAAGAAGAGUACCUUUCGGAUUUCGAAGAUUACGUAAUUUACGCAAUUUAUACCUUGCCUCGAAUUUACUUACUUCUCUGCCAUCAGAUUUCAAUACAAUGCGUAUUGUUGUAUUAGAUGUGUGGGGUAAUAAAUUCGGUAUGAAAACAGAACAUAUAGUAAAUUUGGAGAACAGUGUUCAUAGUACACCACCGUUGUGGCUUUUAGCAGCUCGUGCUGUUUGUGCUUAUAAACUAAGUUAUUCAGCUAGCACAAUACCCUGGUUAUUGCUGGAUAUUCUUGCUGAAUCUCCUCUGUGUGCCUGUGGAAAGUUGUGCUAUGACACUAUCAUAUAUGAGCGUGCUGUCAUGGCUACUCUAGAUAAUAUAAAGACAUUAGUGAGUAGUAGAGAACACUUAAUUUAUGCCGAUGUAGUAUUAUGUGGCGCAGGUUGUGGAGGACGAAAACAAAUUUCAAACGAUCAUCCUUAGCAAAGCCAAACGCAUUGUUUGUAAACCCUUAACGUGGGUCAUCACAUCAAGGCAUUAGAAUUUAGAUUUUAUACAUACAAAAUAUAUUAAUUGUACUUUUGUUAAAUUUUGCAAAACAUUCUUAUGUUUACGACUAAUUUGUAAUAACACAUAAAAUAAUUAAAUGUUGCUUAUAGGCUUCUGGCUUUCGGAUAUAA
This is a messenger RNA of Ceratitis capitata (Mediterranean fruit fly), 1606 nucleotides long. It is a transcript of the gene Lrr47, whose product is annotated as leucine-rich repeat protein 1. The record is from RefSeq and is a predicted model, not a curated record. The transcript has 2 exons. Gene Ontology annotation, molecular function: protein binding. Bases 156 to 1409 code for a protein of 417 amino acids. Lineage: Eukaryota; Metazoa; Arthropoda; Insecta; Diptera; Tephritidae.